This is a messenger RNA of Seriola aureovittata, 2684 nucleotides long. It is a transcript of the gene tasp1, whose product is annotated as taspase, threonine aspartase, 1. Gene Ontology annotation, molecular function: threonine-type endopeptidase activity. The transcript has 14 exons. Gene Ontology annotation, biological process: protein maturation. The coding region runs from base 227 to 1504 and encodes 425 amino acids. Lineage: Eukaryota; Metazoa; Chordata; Actinopteri; Carangiformes; Carangidae. The record is from RefSeq and is a predicted model, not a curated record.
GAAGUACUUAUGUAUGCUGUAGCUAACUAGCUAUGGAUAGCACAGUGGACUGAAAGUGUGUGACAGCAAAGUUUGUCUUAGUUUGAUUUAUGAGUCCGGCUACCGUUCGUGUGUGUUUAACAUAUGCCAGGUUACGUCGUGGUUAGCGGGCGGUUGUGUCGCUGAGAGGAGAGGAGUGAAAAGUGUGUGCCAUGAAAAUGAUUUUCUUACCACUGUCUGAUAGGCCAUGAUAGGCUUAUCAAGUUAUGCAGGGGUUAUGGAAAGUGUAAUGAAUUCUGCUGAAGAACAGCAACCCUCCUCUCCCCUGGCCAACGCAUGGUCCAAAAAACAGGACUCAAGCAAGAAUCAAAAAACAAAAGGUGUUGGUGGAUUUGUUUUAGUGCAUGCUGGAGCAGGAUACCAUUCUGAAUCUAAGGCCAAGGAGUACAAGCAUGUGUGCAAAAGAGCCUGCCAGCGAGCUGUGGACCAGCUCAAAGCUGGGGCACUUGCAGUUGAAGCAGUGGCAGCAGCACUGGUUGAACUUGAGGAUUCUCCUUUUACAAACGCGGGCAUGGGUUCCAACCUUAAUUUGUCUGGAGAAAUUGAAUGUGAUGCAAGCAUCAUGGACGGGAAGUCACUGCAUUAUGGAGCUGUAGGCGCUAUUAGUGGUAUUAAGAACCCAGUGUUAGUUGCAAAUCGUCUACUGAGUGAAGCACAGAAAGGGAAACUAUCAGCUGGCAGAAUACCACCCUGCUUUUUAGUGGGGCUAGGAGCACAUGACUGGGCUGUCAGCCAUGGAAUACCACCGUGCCCUUCAGAGAAAAUGGCCACCAAGUUCAGUUUAUCUGCGUACAAGAGGAACAAGAGAAAGAUGGAACUGGCAGAGAAAAUGGACAUGGGACAUAAUCAGACAAAGAAAAGAAGACAAUCAAGUGAAAAUGAAAAUGGUUCAGGGUGUCUUGACACUGUGGGAGCCGUGGUGGUAGACCUGGAAGGGAAUGUAGCUGCAGCGGUGUCCAGCGGAGGCCUGGCCAUGAAACAUUCCGGCAGGGUUGGCCAGGCUGCUCAUUAUGGAUGUGGCUGCUGGGCUGAAAAUGCCUGUAACAUGAACCCUUACUCUACAGCAGUGAGUACCUCAGGCUGUGGAGAGCAUCUGAUUCGCACCAUGCUGGCACGGGAAUGCUCUGCUGCCAUGCAGUCUGAAGAUGCCCACCAAGCACUGUUGGAGGCUAUGCAAAACAAGUUCAUCAGUUCACCCUUUCUGGCCAGCGAGGAUCGUGUUUUGGGUGGAGUAAUUGUCUUGCGGUGCUGCAGAUGUGUGGAGGCUCAGCCUUCUCAAAAUAUUCAGGGUAUACUGGUGGAGUUCCUAUGGAGUCACACCACAGAGAGCAUGUGUGUUGGCUACAUGUCUGCCCAAGAUAGCAAAGCAAAGACACACAUAUCCAGAUUACCACCCGGAACUGUUCCUGGACAGUCUUUGGCCAUUGAGGGAGGAGUAUGUCGACUGAUGAGCGUAGUGGAGUGAGCCGCAUUCACCCUUCUUCUGGGCUUCUUCAGCAAUACUCCAAUACAUACCCUUCCACCCACUCGCAAACACACACAUACACCACCCUCAUCGGCCCACCACCUUUUUGAUGCCAGAAGUAAUGAGCUUGAGCUGUUUUAACAGGUGUCCAGGAAGGACGGAAGGGUGUUAGCUUCUACUUAGUGCACUUACAGGACUUCCCUUUGCCACUGUCUGCCUCCAGCAUGUACUCUAUGCCAAUUUACCCCCCAGGCUCUCCAGUGUCACCUGGACUAGACUUGAUGCACCAUUUUUUUCUUUGUUACUCUUUUCAAACUAAAAGUGGCAUCCUCUCUUUUGUAUAUAAGCUAUGAUUUAGGAAAACAGGGUGGAUGUUCAUUUCAUUUUGUAUUGCUGAACAGAUGUGACUAUUUUCAAACUUUUAGUAAUUUCAAAUGCAAGACCUUAUUUUGUUCUUAAAAUACUUUUCAUGUUUAAAAAGAUGUCAGAUUGCACCUUGUGGAAUGCCUGCUACUCAACAUAAUUGUUAUGAAUUCAUGUACUCCUGCAGGCCUAUUGUUAUUAAUCCUACAGCAUACUGUAUAAUGUAGCAUAAUGUGCAUCUUAGAAUCUCAUGAUGAAUUUUAUAACCAUUUCAGCCAUAGAAUGCUUUUCUUUGAUUGUUUUUAAAUGUGAAUGCAUAGAUAUUGCAUGUACAAAAUCUACAGUAAGCCACUUUCUGUUCUUUGACAGGCAUAUAUAUAUAUAUAUAUAUAUAUGUGUGUGUGUGUGUAUAUAUAUAUAUAUAGUGCUCAGGUAGCAGCAUCUGACCCCACCGCCAAACAUGACUGUUAGUCAUCAUUUAAAGAUAACAAUCUAUAUUUGUAUCGUCACACUGACAUAGACAUGUAUUUUCUUGCUAAAAAAAACAGACAGCUAAGAACUAAUUUAUGCAUCAAGCCCAUGAAAUGGUGCUGUUGAGAAUUGUACUUGAAAGGAGAAAUGGCCUGAAUUGAUACUUCUGUUGGGAUAAUCAGUUUCUCUGGUUUUGCUGUUUCACUCAGUUACUACUAAGAGUCUCCACAAAUAUUACUUUACUUGAAAAUGCAACUAAUAUAAAAUGGUAUAAGCUAUGAAAAUGGUAAAUAUGUGCACAUCCGUCUACAGUGCUCAGAAAGUAAAUAAAAUCUAUGUUGCUACA